This is a messenger RNA of Scatophagus argus, 815 nucleotides long. RefSeq names its product translocase of inner mitochondrial membrane 9 homolog (gene timm9). NCBI's taxonomy places the organism in Eukaryota, Metazoa, Chordata, Actinopteri, Scatophagidae. The record is from RefSeq and is a predicted model, not a curated record. The transcript is spliced from 4 exons. Bases 316 to 618 code for a protein of 100 amino acids.
GGUCACAGCAGGUGUCUGUAGCGUGUUGCUCAGAAGACUGAGUUUGUGAAAUUUACUGCUAAACCCGGAAAGAAUUAAUUCGGAAGACAAAAAGAUGAGGCUAACGUUAGCUGUUAGCUUACUGACAACGUAAUAGAAAUAAGUACAACAGGAUUGUAUUUUGUUUGUUGGUAUUUCUGAAGAAGUCAGUGCAGAGUAGCUGGUUAAUUAUCUCCAUUCCCUCUUGUGUGUCGUUAACUAACAUUUUCAGACUGCAGUCCUGCAAACGGCAUAUGUAAUAUAUAUCGGGGUUUAAAAGAAAAUGUCUCCAGCUUGAUGGAGAGAGUUAAAGAAAACGUAACCGGAAUCAUGGCGGUCCAGGUGUCCGAGUCCGACCAGAUCAAACAGUUUAAGGAGUUUCUGGGAACGUACAACAAGGUGACGGAGAACUGUUUCAUGGACUGCGUCAAAGAUUUCACCAGCAGGGACGUGAAGCCCGAUGAGUCCAGCUGCUCCGAGUCGUGUCUACAGAAGUAUCUAAAGAUGACUCAGCGGAUCUCCAUGCGUUUCCAGGAGUAUCACAUCCAGCAGAACGAGGCUCUGGCUGCUAAAGCGGGCCUACUGGGACAACCCCGCUGAACUGGACUGGACUGAUAUCAGCAGGUCCACCGUGUUGGAUGGAAACAGACUGUGAAGUGCAGCUCAUGACUUCUGGUGUUCGGAGAGAGCUGGGAUCAGGAUCUGACGGCUUUCUUUCAACUUACGUACAGAAACAGUGGAAUCGUCCUUAAUCGUUAUUUUAUGUUGAUGUGAUGUUGAAAUAAAGUUUUAUUGUU